Molecule: messenger RNA, 1294 nt
Organism: Mya arenaria
Lineage: Eukaryota; Metazoa; Mollusca; Bivalvia; Myida; Myidae
Exons: 2
Coding region: 454-1281 (275 amino acids)
Source: RefSeq, a predicted model, not a curated record
GUUUCAAGUCGAGUGUUUCAAUCACAGAAAUGCAAUAUUUGCUACAAUGCACACUCCACAAAUAGAACAGUUCUGAACAAUCACUCCUUUCGAACAACACUCCUCAUACAUGUUUGACGUAUAAAGUCACAAUAAUACGAACAUUACGAGAAUAAACUGCAGCUUUAAAAUGCGUCUUAUAGCGCGUACAUUCUAGAGUGGAUCUCAGCGUUCAAUGUUAUCGUUGUUCGUCUGCUGGAGUUUCGGUGGGAAAUCCCCAUAAAUAUCCAGACAAAUUAUCUCUAGCUCGAUGAAGGAUGUUGUAAACAAAUGUUUUAAAUGCUGAAUGUUAACUAGUGCAAACCUGGCUAAAGGAUUUUAUGUUUGCAAAAAGAAUUUACCGCUUCUAAGGUAUGACACUGCAGCGCAUCAGGGAAAAUCGAUUACUUUGACAUUGGACAUGAAUCUUACAAAAUGACAAAUAUUAAAGACAGUUCACCGGGGAUGCAGAGACCGCCUAAUGAUAAUUCAGUCCAAGAUCAAAGGUCAAAGCUUGCAUCGGAAAGUGAAACCAUUCCACCCGAAAAUACAGACGUCGACGAGCAGAGACCGCUUGAUUUUAAUACAGUCCAAGUUCAAAGGUCAAGCCGUCUAUCGGAAAGUGAAAGUAUUCCGUCCGAGAGAACAGCCGUAGACGAGCAGAGACCGCUUGAUUUUAAAUCAGUCCAAGAUCAAAGGUCAAGCCGUGCAUCUAAAAGUGAAAGCAUUCUGUCCGAGAGAACAAACGUCGACGAGCAGAGACCGCUUGAUUUUAAUUCAGUCCAAGUUCAAAGGUCAAGCCGCGCAUCGGAAAGUGAAAGCAUUCCACCCGAGAGAACAGACGUCGACGAGCUUAUUAAAUAUGAUUUUAGAAUAGACCAAAAAGACAUUGAACACUUUGGGCAAUGCAUCGAAUGCGUAAAAGCAAUCCCAGUCUUUUCCUACGACGAUAUAGAAAUCGGAGACCACAUCACAUAUAACGGAAGAAUUUACGAUCAUCAUGCAAUUGUUUCGGCAAAAUUCGGAAAUGAAAAGAUAAAAAUAAUAGAGGCUACAAAUAGCUUUUCCGGGGCGGUAUUCGGUCUUUUCCCAUUUGGUAGGAAAGCAUUAAUAAAAGAAUCUGAGAGGUCAUUGGAUUUUACUAAGGACCGAAUUCAUGUUGUGGUAUACAAGAAACGAGUCUUCGAAAACAUCAAAGUUGCCAGCAGGGCAAAGGCUAUUUGCAAAGCUAAAGGUAAAAAUAGUAAAUACGACUAUCAUUAAUUGGAUAACAACU